UAAUCACGCACUGCCACUAUCGAAACACGAGCCCAUGCAUUCACCAUCCCAUUACCACAUGGCUGCACAGACAUACCUAUUUAAGGCUGCAUGAGGCUGGCUGCUGUGAACGGCUGUUAAAGAAAAAUUCUUUACUGCGGUUGCUUUGCUUUGUCUUGUUCCUCUAUACUCUCUUUGCGUCUAUUUACUCACCUCUGGGUGACAGGCCUUGGUUAUGGAGGAGAAAAACCCCAAAGUGGAGGCGACUCGUCUGCGUUGGCAGACAGGCGACGAGGAAAUUGGUGAAAGUGACAGGCCCCGUUUGAAUAGACUGAAUCGCACUGCCUCCAAUAGUUCCCAGCUCUCUUCCCGCAGUCUCCAAGGAAGGACUACUGUUGACCCCUCUCUCUCACUGCCAAUUCACUAUCGUACAGUUUCUUUUGACAUUGACGAAGCCGAUGCCUCUCGCCGUAGCAAAGUUCUUCAAGCAAAGAGUGAAAUCGCCACUGACCUCUCAAACCUCGACUGGCAUACUAUCUCCGUCGAAGAGUUGCAGAAACGUUGGCAAGUUGAUGCAUCCCAAGGCUUGUCGCAAGACCAGGUCCAAAAGCGCCUCCGGCAAUAUGGCAAAAACGCCAUCUCGCCCAUCCCUCACCGAUGGUUCUGGCAGAUAUUCGGAUACUUCUUUAAAGGUUUCGGGGCGAUCCUCCUCGUCGGAUGCAUUCUCGUCUUCAUUUCGUGGAAGCCCCUGGGCCAACCUCCAUCGCAAGCAAACCUAGCACUAGCAAUCGUCCUGCUUGCCGUAUUCUUUAUCCAAGCAGGCUUUAAUGCGUGGCAAGAUUGGUCCUCCUCCCGUGUAAUGGCAUCGAUUACUGCUAUGUUACCGGAAAGCUGCUUAGUCCAGAGAGACGGAUCUCAGCUCAAUGUGGAUGCCCCAAAUAUUGUGCCGGGAGAUGUUGUCUACCUCAAGGCUGGAAACAAACUACCCGCUGAUGUGCGGCUGAUUGAAGUUUCGAACGAUGCAAGUUUCGACCGGUCGAUCCUGACUGGCGAAUCCUUGCCAGUUCAUGGGACGGUGGAUUCGACAGAUAAUAACUAUCUUGAAACCCAUUGCAUUGGCCUUCAGGGGACCCAUUGUGUUUCAGGAAGUGCGAAGGGAAUCGUUGUUGCCACGGCCGACUCUACGGUCUUCGGUGGAAUUGCUAAAUUGACUAACGAGCCUAACAAAGGUCUGACAACUCUAGAAAAGGAAGUCUUGCGCUUUGUCGUACUGAUAGUCCUGAUCAUGCUGACAAUGAUCAUUGUUGUUGUCGUCGUUUGGGCUGCCUGGCUUCGAACUGAUCAUCCGGACUGGAUUAAUGUCCCUACCCUAAUCGUGGACUGUGUUAGCAUCGCGAUCGCAUUCAUUCCAGAGGGUCUCCCAAUUGCGUUAACUGCGAGCUUGACCAUCACUGCUAAUAUCAUGCGGAAGAAUCAAAUUCUUUGCAAGUCACUGAAGACAGUCGAGACUCUGGGUGCGGUGUCAGUCAUCUGCUCCGAUAAAACGGGCACCUUAACAAGAAACAAAAUGUUCGUUACCAAUUGUGCCAUAUCGACCUCAACCUUGAGUCCCGAGACCGCGAGAGACCAGAUGGUAGCGGAUGGGAGAACAUCGGGUAUCCACCAACUCCGUGCUGUAAGCGCUCUCUGCAAUGCGGCUGAGUUCGAUGCUUCAUCCACUGGCCUUCCUCUUCCUGAGAGACGUAUAUAUGGAGAUGCAACCGAUCAGGCUGUCCUCAGGUUCUCCGAAAGUCUAGGUUCCGUCUUGGAGAUGCGGCAGGCGUGGAGAAUGACCUACGAGCUGCCAUUCAAUAGCAAGAACAAAUUCAUGAUCCGGACGUUUAAUGUAGCGCAGCCGAACGGAUAUCGUCUAGCACUGUCGCCAGCAGAAGCAAUGCAAUUCAAACAAGGGGACACUUUACUGACGAUUAAAGGCGCUCCAGAUAUUUUGAUCGAGCGAUGUACCCACACCAUUGGUCUCGACGGUAAUGUCGAGACACUCGAUGGCCAUGUACGCAGGAAAGUACUCGAGAUAAAGGACCAGUGGUCCAGCGAAGGUAGACGUGUUAUUCUGCUUGCUCGCAAGGUUCUUCCAGCUGCUGAAAUCCUUGUACACCCAUCCUCUCGCGAGUUCGACUCUGAAGUGGUGAGCCAAGCCAAAGCUGACCUGGUCCUUGUGGGUCUCGUUGGAAUCGUUGAUCCUCCAAGGGAAGAGAUUCCUGACGUGGUCAGAACGCUGAGACGUGCUGGGAUAAGGAUAUUUAUGGUUACCGGUGACUUUGGGCUCACUGCUCUAGCUAUUGCACGACAAUGUGGGAUUGUGACAACUGAAGGCAUUGUGGAUACGGUCGCUUCCCUACAAAGGUCUAAUCAAAUGAGCGAGAAGCUUACCCCAUCGACACCGUCUCCCGCAAUCGUCAAGCUUCGCAUCGUCAGAGAACUCCGUUCGCGGGACGAGAUUGUUGGCAUGACUGGAGACGGAGUCAACGAUGCUCCCUCUCUCAAGGCUGCGGACAUUGGCAUCGCCCUAGGCAGUGGCUCCGAUAUUGCCAUUGAAGCGGCCGAUAUGGUCCUUCUUGACAGCUUCUCGGCGGUUGUAGAGGCCGUACAAUACGGUCGAGUUGUUUUUGACAACCUGAAGAAGACCAUCGUGUACCUGCUGCCUGCCGGUUCCUUCUCUGAGUUCUGGCCCGUUUUUACCAAUGUUAUGUUCGGGCUUCCUCAGGUCCUCUCGUCAUUUCUGAUGAUUAUCAUUUGUUGUUUCACUGAUUGUGCUGCCGCCACCGUUUUGGCUUAUGAAGCCCCCGAAGCCGACGUUCUACUACGCCCGCCUCGCAAACCAAAGCGCGAUCGACUCGUCAACUGGAAGUUGAUAUUCCAUGCCUAUGGUAUCCUGGGUAUGAUAGAGAGCAUCGCCUCCUUCGCCAUGGCAUAUUGGUACCUUGAACGCAGCGGUAUUCCCUUCUCAGCAUUAUGGUUUAAGUUCGGAGCUGUUCCCUCCAACCUCGACCAGGACUACUACCAAGCCCGUCUGAAUGAAGCCAGUUCAAUCUAUUUCAUCAAUCUGGUUGUAAUGCAAUGGUUUAACCUAAUGGCCAUUCGAACCCGGCGCUUGUCCAUCUUCCAGCACCCACCCGCCUUCAAUAAGGACACUCAAAACCUCCUCCUCUUCCCAGCGAUUGCCUUUGCCCUAUGCAUGGCCGUCUUUUGGCUGUAUGUACCGGCCUUCCAGGAGGUGCUGGAUACAAGCAGUGUUCCUGUAGAACAUUAUUUCCUUCCCGCUGCUUUUGGCUUGGCUGUGAGGAGGUGGCCUACAGGAAUUUUGGCGAAGUGUGCCUGGUAG
This is a messenger RNA of Aspergillus alliaceus, 3361 nucleotides long. RefSeq names its product cation-translocating P-type ATPase. The record is from RefSeq and is a predicted model, not a curated record. Bases 215 to 3361 code for a protein of 1048 amino acids. Gene Ontology annotation, cellular component: membrane. Gene Ontology annotation, biological process: sodium ion export across plasma membrane; intracellular potassium ion homeostasis; intracellular sodium ion homeostasis. NCBI's taxonomy places the organism in Eukaryota, Fungi, Ascomycota, Eurotiomycetes, Eurotiales, Aspergillaceae. Gene Ontology annotation, molecular function: ATP binding; P-type sodium:potassium-exchanging transporter activity; ATP hydrolysis activity. The transcript has 10 exons.